AUGGCCGACGAGAAACCCAAGGAAGGAGUCAAGACUGAGAAUAAUGAUCAUAUUAACUUGAAGGUGGCGGGGCAGGAUGGUUCUGUGGUACAGUUUGAGAUUAAGAGGCACACACCACUUAGUAAACUAAUCAAAGCCUAUUAUGAACAACAGGGUUUGUCAAUGAGGCAGAUCAGAUUCCGGUUUGAUGGGCAACCAAUCAAUGAAACAGAUACACCUGCACAGUUGGACAUGGAGGAUGAAGAUACGAUUGAUAUGUUCCAGCAGCAGACAGGAGAUGUCUACUAAAAAGGGAACCUGCUACUUUACUCCAGAAUUUUGUUAUAG
Molecule: messenger RNA, 327 nt
Organism: Peromyscus eremicus (cactus mouse)
Lineage: Eukaryota; Metazoa; Chordata; Mammalia; Rodentia; Cricetidae
Product: small ubiquitin-related modifier 2-like
Exons: 1
Coding region: 1-288 (95 amino acids)
Biological process (GO): protein sumoylation
Cellular component (GO): nucleus
Molecular function (GO): protein tag activity; ubiquitin-like protein ligase binding
Source: RefSeq, a predicted model, not a curated record